This is a messenger RNA of Fusarium subglutinans, 1284 nucleotides long. RefSeq lists its product as uncharacterized. The record is from RefSeq and is a predicted model, not a curated record. The transcript has a single exon. Bases 1 to 1284 code for a protein of 427 amino acids. Lineage: Eukaryota; Fungi; Ascomycota; Sordariomycetes; Hypocreales; Nectriaceae.
AUGCGCAAAAAGACUCCCCAACAGAAGGAGAUGGCUCGGAAGGGCUUCGAGAGACGCGACGCCAAGCGUCAACAGAACCAAGGAAACUUUUCUGCUCAUGGCCAACAGCAAGACCGACAAUCCGGUGCCGGCCAUAGAAACAUGGGCCGAGACAAGAACCGAGACAUGACCAGUAUCGGUCCCUCUCUUACCAGUAAACAUGGCAUCCAAAAGCGCAGUAAUGAAUCUGGCAUGUCUUCUUUCGACCCGAUGGAGCACCAGAACUGGGUUACUGGGAUCGACCGUGUCAACACCUCUUACGAUGGCGGUCCACAGAACCGCAUCGUUACCAGCACCCAUACCAACAAGCCCACCGCAAAGGCAGACAGACCCGCCGAUGGCAACGAAAUCGCCGCGACUCCCCUGACAAUCUUGAACACAAGUCAGGUGAUUGAUACCUUUGACGCAGACCUAGCUAGCAUCGCCAAGGCCAGGCAAAGGCGGAUCCGGGCUGAGGCGGAUGCGUUUCUCGGUCAGCCUCGCAAAGGUCAGACAAUCGGGGCUCAAGGCGACUUCCAGAAUCGUGUCACCGAGGUGACUCAACUGGCCAAGGUUCUCUGUGCUGAGUGUGGCAGCAACACCCAUACCCUUAAGGGCUGCAUCACCACCAUCAGUGGCAGUAUUCGUGGAUGCAUCUUCUGCAACAGCAUGAGCCACAGCACCGAUAACUGUGGUGAGUUCAAUGACCUCGACUUGGUGUCAAAGGUCAAAUUGCUCGUCACGGACCGUGCUAGCAAGCCGCCAAUCUUCACAGACACCGCCUGGUCAGUUUGGCUGCAUAGAUUCCUGACGGCCACCAAUACUAAGGGCCAGCCAAUUCCCGAGACAUUCCCCUGGACAGUGAAUUUCGCCCGACAUAUUUAUGGCGGUAAGGCGGAGAAGUCUGUGCAAGAGUACCAGAGUGACUUCGAUCGCGCUCAGAGCAUCGGUGUUUUGCCUCGGGAUUGGCGGAUGCAGAGCAUGAAAGACGUGUUCACCAACUUCUGGGAGAAAGAGGGCAGGGUGUGGCCGGCUCGCCUGGACAGCUUGUCAUCCGUUACCAAAGCCAGCACUGGAGCAACUACCUCUGGUCAGGGGGCUGAGAGUGCUGAUUCAUCGACCAUCGAGGAAAUACGGAGGUUGGGGGAGACUGUCAUUAGACAAGCUAUGCAGCUUGGUGAAAAGGAUAGGGAGAUUGAAGGCCUCAAGAAGGAGAAUCAAAGGUUGAGGAAGGAGAAUGAAGACCUAAAGAAGGGCUUAGCUUGA